GACAGCAAUCCUCACGCCUGCCUGGUUUUCUACUGGGAGCCUCUGAACCGACAGAUCCGGAUCGAAGGCUCCGUGGAGAGAAUUCCCCAGCAGAGCUCCUGCGAUUAUUUCCACACUCGACCAAAGAGCAGCCAGAUCGGAGCCGUCGUGAGCCGGCAGAGCAGCCCGAUUCCUAACAGAGACUAUUUAAGGCAGAAAAAUGCAGAACUGGAGGAGAAGUACAAAGACAAAGAAGUACCAAUGCCCAACUACUGGGGCGGCUACCUGGUCAAACCCCACACCAUGGAGUUCUGGCAGGGUCAGACCAACCGACUGCACGACCGCAUCGUUUUCACCAAGAAGAAGGUCGGAGAGAAGCUGGGAGAGUUUCAGCGAGAAGCGGCGGGAGGAUGGCUGUACCAGAGGCUGUCUCCGUGAGAACGGUUCAUCCUGAACGUUUUCGUGAUCUUUACUUGAAAUAAAAACAUCUAAAGGUAGAGCUGGAGACCGCUCGUUAAAUGUCUUUGCGCCGAUCCGUUUAUUUCACUUUAUGGGAUCUGAUCAAGUGAGAAAUGUGGAAAAAAAUGGAUCGAUUUAAACCCAAAAUAAACGCAGACAUUUACCACUUCAUUAAGGAGAUGUAGUCGGGUAAACCCAUUGUCUGGAGCUUUCUGUUUAUUUUUUUAUUCACAAAUGAUGCUUGAGUCAAAGUUAGGUGGCCAAACAAACAGGAAGAAACUAAUUUAUCCGAAAAUAUUCAGUUACAAAAUAUGAAAAAAAAGCACCAAAUGUUUAACUUUUAAUCAAGAGUUAUUGUAAAAGAUCAGGAGAAACUUGAGCUGCUUGGAAAGAAAAUAUAAAUAAAACAAAAACUUUUGCACAAGCCAUAUCUCAUUUAUUUUUUCCCAAAUGAUAAAUAAUUCAGAAUUAAAUUAUAGUUUCUAAUGAAGCUGUAGGGCUGUAAUCUGAGACCACCUGCUUUGCACUAAAAAUUGUUUACAUUAUUUUAGUUAUGAAGUAGAAUUUAUCAGGAUUUAAUGCAUCUGCCAAAUCUACACAGUCGUACUUUGUCUAAAUUCGACUGUAAUAUGUGGGUUUCUUAAAGAAAUUCAGAGCCAACAUGUGACCGGUGUAAUUAUUUAUAAAGUCCUCUAGGUAAAAUAAACUAAAAUGAAUUGUAGCUGAUUACAGAACUGCCUUGUAAUGAAAAUAAAUGUGCUGAUGUUGUCAACUGUUGUGUUGUAAAAGAGAUAUUGUGUUUUAUGUUUCACUUGAAAUGUCUGUUUAAAAAAAUAAGAAUAAUAAAGUUUUGUUUUGAAGAGAA
Austrofundulus limnaeus is the source of this 1303-nucleotide messenger RNA. It is a transcript of the gene pnpo, whose product is annotated as pyridoxamine 5'-phosphate oxidase. NCBI's taxonomy places the organism in Eukaryota, Metazoa, Chordata, Actinopteri, Cyprinodontiformes, Rivulidae. Gene Ontology annotation, molecular function: FMN binding; pyridoxamine phosphate oxidase activity. The record is from RefSeq and is a predicted model, not a curated record. Gene Ontology annotation, biological process: pyridoxal 5'-phosphate biosynthetic process; pyridoxine biosynthetic process.